UUGGGCUCAGUCCGGGGAGAGCGCGCGCGCGGGCAGGACUGGGCUCCUCGCAGUGAGCGAGGGAGGGAGGGGGCCGCUCGCCCGGCGGCGACCCCGGCCCGGCCCCACCAUGGGCUUCGAGCUGGACCGCUUCGACGGCGACGUGGACCCGGACCUGAAGUGCGCCCUGUGCCACAAGGUCCUGGAGGACCCGCUGACCACGCCGUGCGGCCACGUCUUCUGCGCCGGCUGCGUGCUGCCCUGGGUGGUGCAGGAGGGCAGCUGCCCGGCGCGCUGCCGCGGCCGCCUGUCGGCCAAGGAGCUCAACCACGUGCUGCCCCUCAAGCGCCUCAUCCUCAAGCUGGACAUCAAGUGCGCGCACGCGGGGCGCGGCUGUGGCCGGGUGGUCAAGCUGCAGGAGCUGCCCGAGCACCUUGAGCGCUGCGACUUCGCGCCCGCGCGCUGCCGCCACGCUGGGUGCGCCCAGGUGCUGCUGCGGCGCGACGUGGAGGCACACAUGCGCGACGCGUGCGACGCGCGGCCCGUGGGCCGCUGCCAGGAGAGCUGCGGGCUGCCCCUGACGCGCGGCGAGCAGCGCGCCGGCGGCCACUGCUGCGCUCGGGCCUUGCGGGCGCACAACGGCGCGCUACAGGCCCGGCUGGCCGCGCUGCACAAGGCGCUCAAGAAGGAGGCGCUGCGCGCCGGGAAGCGCGAGAAGUCGCUGGUGGCGCAGCUGGCCGCGGCGCAGCUGGAGCUGCAGAUGACCGCCCUGCGCUAUCAAAAGAAGUUCACCGAGUACAGUGCGCGCCUAGACUCGCUCAGCCGCUGCGUGGCCGCGCCGCUGAGCGGCAAGGGCGAAGAAACCAAAAGCCUGACCCUCGUCCUGCACCGCGACUCCGGCUCCCUGGGCUUCAAUAUUAUCGGUGGCCGGCCGUGUGUGGACAGCCAAGAUGGAUCUUCCAGCGAAGGGAUCUUCGUGUCCAAAAUCGUGGACAGUGGGCCGGCAGCCAAGGACGGAGGCCUGCAGAUCCAUGACAGGAUCGUGGAGGUCAACGGCAAGGACCUGUCCCGGGCCACCCACGAGCAGGCUGUGGACGCCUUCAAGACAGCGCAGGAGCCCAUCGUGGUGCAGGUGCUGAGGAGGACGCCGCGGGCCCGGAUGUGCACGCCGGUCCCCGAGGCGCAGCUGGUGGACACGGGGACGCAGACUGACAUCACCUUCGAGCACAUCAUGGCCCUGGCGGCCCCCGCCGCCCCUCCCGUGCUGGAGCCCUACCUCCUGGCCGAGGGGCUUCCCUGUGCCCACGGGUACUACGACCCCAGUGACUACAUCGGCGGUGCCCAGCAGGACCUGGACAGGGAGGAGCUGGAGCUGGAGGAAGUGGACCUCUACAGAAUGAACAGCCAGGAUAAGCUGGGCCUCACUGUGUGCUACCGGACGGAUGACGAAGACGACUUAGGGAUUUAUAUAAGCGAGAUCGAUCCUAACAGCAUCGCGGCCAAGGACGGACGCAUCCGAGAAGGAGACCGCAUUAUCCAGAUUAACGGGCUGGAGGUACAGAACCGGGAAGAGGCCGUGGCUCUCCUGACCAGUGACGAACACAAGAGUGUUUCCCUGCUCAUUGCAAGGCCCGAACUCCAGCUGGACGAGGGCUGGAUGGACGAUGACAGGAACGACCUCCUGGACGAGCUGCAGUUGGACAUGCUAGAGCAGCAACACCACCAGGCCAUGCAGUUCACGGCCAGCGUGCUCCCCCAGAAGGCGCACGAGGAAGACGGCGGCACCACGGACACGGCCACCAUCCUGUCCAACCAGCACGAGAAGGACAGCGGCGUGGGCCGCACGGACGACAGCACACGCAACGACGAGAGCUCGGAGCCGGAGAACAGCGGCGACCGGGCGCUGAGCCCCGAGGCCCCGCAGGAGGCCGGCCACGCGCCCGGCCUGGACGCGGAGCUGCGGCGGCUGAGCCGGGAGCUGCGCGGCGUGGAGCUCGAGUGCCUGGGGCUGGUGCGCGCGCAGCGGGCCGCCUGGAUGCUGCCCGACAGCGGCUUCCGCAACUACAACACGAGCGCCGACGGCCGCCGGCCCGCGCUGGCCGACAUCACCGAGCUGCCGGAGCGCUGCGACAAGGACAGCUCGAGCGCCUACAACACCGGCGAGACGGACGCGUCCCCCGACGGCUCGCUGCGCAGGGCGGCGGACGGCGGCCCGGCAGCCCCGGCGCCAGGCGGCGCGCGCCCCGCCACGGAGGACGCCGAGGCGCGGCCGGCAGGUGGCGGCGGCAGCGGUGGCGCGGGCCCCGCGGAGCCGGACGACGGCGGCCGGAAGCGGGCGGCGCACGCGCCCUACCGGCACGCGCACAUCCCCGCGCACGCGCAGCACUACCGCAGCUACAUGCAGCUGGUGCAGCAGCGCUCGGCCGUGGAGUUCGCGCACAGCCAGACGAGCCUGGCCGGCCCCGCCGAGCCCCGGCUGGAGUGGAAGGUCAAGGUCCGCAGCGACGGCUCGCGCUACAUCACCAAGAGGCCGGUGCGCGACCGGCUGCUGCGGGAGCGCGCGCUGCGCAUCCGCGAGGAGCGCAGUGGCGCCACCACGGACGACGACGCGGCCAGCGAGCUGAAGCUGGGCCGCUACUGGAGCCGCGAGGAGCGCAAGCAGCACGUGGUGCGCGCCAAGGAGCAGCGGCGGCGGCGUGCGCUGCUGCUGCAGAGCCGGCUGGACUGCCUGCAGGAGCCGCCGGCCGGCGAGGAGCGCAGGGAGCCGAGCAUCCUGGAGCUGAGCCACAAGAAGAUGAUGAAGCGGCGGAACAAGAAGAUCCUGGACAACUGGAUGACCAUCCAGGAGCUCCUGACUCACGGCGCCAAGUCCCCGGACGGCACCAGGGUGGCCAACUGCUUCCUGUCGGUGACCACAGUGUGACGGCCGCGCACGUGCGUGGCGUGUACAUAGCGGACGCUCCCGGUGGGGUGGACGCGCCUGCCUCGUUCCAUGCGGCAGGUUUCUGUAUAGAAGAGAAACGAGGUCGUGUUUAUAGUCAGACUGCAACUUGGGGGUCGUCGCUCUAUCGUAAGUGGAGAGAAACCGCCCGUAACUGUCUGGGAAGGCACUGUUAACACACACGGCUUUUUUCCAGUAGCGCUGGUACUUUUUACCUUGUUACCUUUACAUACAGCGUUUCAAUGUCCAAAAGAUCUUUUUAUUAAGCAUACUUUCACAAAUUUGUUUAAACUAUAUUCAUAUACGAAAGUUAAACGCUUUUUGUUCUGCGGAAAACACAGAUACAACUGCCAGUAUGUAUUUUUAAUGGAACCCUAUUUUGUAAUGUUACUUUGCUGAAUGUGUUUCAUAUGAGUGACCAUUAAUAUAUUACUUGGGUCAGGGCUUCAACGCAAAACCACCAAACUGGUGAACGAGUUGAUACGCAUAACCAAACCAGCAGUGUUGCAAUGUGUGUUCCAACUCUAAACAUUUUUCUGAUUAAAGUCCCCAAGAGAGUGGAAAGGUUUAAACAGAAAGCCGGGCAUCAUGUAGCUUUAUGGAAGUUGAAAGCAUGUUUGCAAACAGUGCAGCCCGUUGGAAAAAUGUGCAUGUACAGGAACGUUGUGGAUGGAGACGGUUUGGGGGAAUUCUAAGUGUCAUUGUAGUAAACCUUUGCUGUGGAGAUUUGAAGGGACAGACUUUGUACAAGCAAGUUCACAAAAUCAUGACUAGCUGCAAACAUUAAGUAAAAUGAAGUUAAAAUAAAUUAUUUUCUAUUUGA
This is a messenger RNA of Rhinolophus ferrumequinum (greater horseshoe bat), 3743 nucleotides long. It is a transcript of the gene PDZRN3, whose product is annotated as PDZ domain containing ring finger 3. Lineage: Eukaryota; Metazoa; Chordata; Mammalia; Chiroptera; Rhinolophidae. The coding region runs from base 110 to 2902 and encodes 930 amino acids. The transcript has 10 exons. Gene Ontology annotation, molecular function: ubiquitin protein ligase activity; protein binding; zinc ion binding. The record is from RefSeq and is a predicted model, not a curated record. Gene Ontology annotation, biological process: protein ubiquitination; neuromuscular junction development.